GCAGGAAAAGAUGGCUUCAUCUGAUCUAAGUGGAGAGCUGAGCUGCUCUAUUUGUCUCGGCAUAUACACCAACCCUGUAAUGCUAACCUGUGGCCAUAACUUCUGUGAGGACUGCAUUGCAAACACAUGGGUCAGGCUGAGAAGAUCUGGAAAUUACUCAUGUCCUGAAUGCAGAGCGGAGUUUGAAACUCGUCCUGUGUUGCAGAAAAACCUGAAGCUGUGCAAUAUUGUUGAGCAUUAUCGUUCCUCUCAAAAGAAUACAGAAGUACCUGAGAUCUUCUGUACAUAUUGUGUGUCCUCACUACUGCCUGCAGUUAAAACCUGCUUACGUUGUGAAGCCUCUUUUUGCGAACUCCAUCUGAAGAAUCACAGUAAGUCUACCAACCACACCUUGGUGGAACCCCUUAAUACUCUAGAGGAGAGAAAAUGUCCUAUUCACAAUGAAUUCAUACAAUACUUUUGUGUCCGGGAUUCUUCAUUGCUGUGUACUAGCUGUACUAUGAGCUGGAAGCACAAAGGUCAUGAAACAGAACUGCUGAGUGAGGCAAGUGCAAAAGUAAAAGUACGACUGACAGAGUUUACCAAAAAGCUGUCUUCAAAAACAGACAUGGAGGAAAAAAGCUUCUGGGGUCUAGAAGAAGACAGAAACAACCUCCAGAAGCAAGUAGCUGAUCUGAAAGAAAGAGUCACCAAUAUUUUUGGAGACAUCAGAACUGAACUAAAUGAGCUUGAAAAUAAAGUCCUUGAAGAAAUCACUAGACAGGAAACCCGUAUUUCUGUCUCAUACUCAGAACAGAUUCAGAGGCUCGAUAAGCAAAUACAUGAAAUGUAUAAGAAAAAGCGUCACAUCGAAGAGGUAUGCAAAAUCACAGAUCCACUAAUGUUUCUGAAGCAAAGUGCUAUAAAUACUGAUUUUGAACAGGAGUCUCCAUUUAAUGCUGAAGAUCUGAAUAAAGAGUUAAUAAAUGUGACCUUGAUGAGGGCUUUAUAUAAGUUGUCUCAUAUUAUUCAGGAACAGAAGGCAAAGUAUGAUCUGGGAGACUCUAGUGAUAUGAUCCUUAAUAUCAAUACAGCAAACAAUUACAUUGGUCUGUCCUAUGAUCUGAAAAAAGGCACCGAUACAGACAAAGAAAAAUCCAGAUCCAAUCACCCUGAAAGAUUCACUACUCAGCAAGUUCUGUCCUCCAAAAGGAUCACUUCUGGUAAACAUUACUGGGAAAUUCAAACCAGUGACUAUGGAAAGUGGUCUGUUGGUGUCACUUAUAACAAUGUCAAGAGAAAGGGUGAUUGCUCUCUUAUUGGGUCAAACCCCAAGUCCUGGUGCUUGACCUGGAUGGAUGAAGAACUAACAGCAGAACAUGAUGAUGAAUCGUAUGAUAUAGAUGCAUCUGUACCAAAACCAGAUAUUGGCAUUUACCUGGAUUAUGAUGGUGGGGUGAUAUCCUUUUAUGAGUUGUCUGACUCAUUCCAACACCUAUAUACAUUUUUGACUAAUUUCACAAAACCUCUUUAUGCAGGGUUCUAUUUAGAUGAUAAAGCCUGGAUUAAAAUUGCAAACUAAAAAAUGGAUGUUGCAAAAAAGGAAAGUACUGUUUCCAUGGGAGCAAAUUAUUAUUAAUACGAUCAUUCAUCCAUGGAUGGUUAUUAUUUGUUAGCAGCACAAAUACUAUUUGCAUAGGAUGAUCUGCUGCCAUCAAACAAUGGUUUAAUGGAGCAUAGAAGAUACGAUCAUGCUUAAUUGCUUAUGUACAGCAAUCAGGUGAAUGUUUAUUCCCAAUCUUUGGUUCAUGUAAAGAGACCUUAUGAUAUUCUAAUGUGCUAAACUAUUUUCCUCAUGCUGAUUUUAUCUUAUGUGUCUCCUAUCAUUGCUAUAUAGAUGCUUAACCUAGGAUUUUAACAACAUGGAAUUCUAUUUAGUUGUAUGAAAAUCUGUCAUUUCAGAGUCUGUCAUGCAUGUUCCUUUUCUGUAAGUUAAUAUUUGGCAAUAUAUAAUAUCACUGCUCUUUUUUUUUAUGGAUUUCUACGGCAUUGUAAGGUAUCAGAAAAGGUUGACAGCCGUUCUGAUUAAUGUCUAUAAAACAUGGACUUACCUGUAAGCCAUACGGAUGCCCAUAUAUGUCCAUUCUCAGAUGUAAAACUUACAAGAAUAAUGCAUUCUGCAAGCUUCUAUGCAUGGGGUAACAGUGCGGAAAAAGUAAUGCGUGAAUUGCAAAUUAAAGGGAUUCUGUCACCACAUUUUACCCCCCACAGUAAAACAUAGUUACUUGUAGGUCUUCCUGAGCUGUAUUAAAUGAUUGAAUACAUCUACCUACACCGCCAUUUUUAUGAAUAGGAGAAAUCUAUAUUAUUCGGAUCAAGACAAUUAUUUUAC
This is a messenger RNA of Bufo bufo (common toad), 2371 nucleotides long. RefSeq names its product E3 ubiquitin/ISG15 ligase TRIM25-like. NCBI's taxonomy places the organism in Eukaryota, Metazoa, Chordata, Amphibia, Anura, Bufonidae. Gene Ontology annotation, molecular function: zinc ion binding; protein binding. The record is from RefSeq and is a predicted model, not a curated record. The transcript has a single exon. The coding region runs from base 11 to 1561 and encodes 516 amino acids.